AUGGUUCGGAGCAGACAGACCAGACUACUGUUCCUGAAUGACAUGGAGCGACUAGAGAGGACUCUGUUCCGACUAGAGCAAGGUAUGUAGGCCAUGGCCAUUCAAAUCCUGGGCAACUUCACAUUUGCAAUGGCACAUAAUAGAAGCAAGAAAACCAAAUGUCUGAAUGUACAAGUCCUGCGAAUUAUAGGCUAUUGGAAGUUUGUCAUUAUUAGACAAUUAUGUUUUUGUUUUGUUUCUUGCAUUUGUAGAGUGUGACUCAGCUCAACAUUGCUAUCUUGCUUUUACUUUACCCCCAGCAGGGAUAUUAUUCCUGCUGUUGAAAAUAUAGACAUUGAAAUGCACAUGUAGUUAAUGGGGGAAUGGUAGGCUAUGGCAUAGGCUGAACAUUGAUGUGCAUUUGACACUUGAGUGAAGUAGCCUAUCCUGAAAUAUUCUAGUGAAAAGUUUGCAGCUAUAAAUGGCAAGGGAAAAGUCCUUGUGUUCUCUCAGUGGUUUAGCUGUACUGUUUGGCAAGAUCAAUCACUUGGACAGGCAUCACUUCAGACAUUGGAUUUGUUUUAAAACUGUUUUAAUGCACAUUUGAUUGGCAGGACACCAUAACAGCUGCCUAUGUGUUUUCCAAGUGGACAUUUUUCCAUUAGGACAUUAUUAGUUAAUGUAUUCACAUCAAAUCCAGUCAUUGUCCAGGGUGAACCUUUCUGAUUUCACUGUAGACUCCAGCAGUGCUUUUAGUAAAUAUCCUGCUUGUGUAUUACUUGUUAUUAUGUAAAUAUAAUGACAGACUAUUAUUAUUAUUAUUAUUAUUAUUAUUAUUAUUAUUAUUCUACUAUCAGGCUUUGAGCUCCAGUUCCGGCUGGGGCCCACUCUGCAGGGGAAGCAUGUGCACGUCCACACUAACUACCCUGCGGAGGGAGAGAAGUUUGACCGGCUUCAGUUCUGGCCUCUGGACUGGAUAAACCCAACAGGGAGAGAGGAUGACUCGGACAAGUACUGCAAACUGGACCUGCAAGUGGCAGGGUCCUACCAGUAUUACUUUUGUGCUGGGUAAGAAAGCACUGUUUGUUGUUCAGAAGAAGUGUACACACAUCUAGUUAUUUGCAGGUGCAGGGUACAAAAUAGAUACCCGUUCACAAAUUAUGUGUUUCAAAAAAUUAGAACAAAUAAAUAACGGAAAAGUGGUGCGUGCAUAUGUAUUCACCCCCUUUGCUAUGAAGCCCUUAAAUAAGAUCUGGUGCAACCAAUUACCUUCGGAAGUCACAUAAUUAGUUAAAUAAAGUCCACCUGUGUGUAAUCUAAGUGUCACAUGAUCUGUCACAUGAUCUCAGUAUAUAUACAUCUGUUCUGAAAGGCCCCAGAGUCUGCAACACCAAUAAGCAAGGGGCAACACCAAGCAAGCGGCACCAUGAAGACCAAUGAGCUCUCCAAACAGGUCAGGGACAAAGUUGUGGAGAAGUAUAGAUCAGGGUUGGGUUAUAAAAAGAAUAUCAGAAACUUUGAACAUCCCACGGAGCACCAUUAAAUCCAUUAUUUAAAAAAUGGAAAGAAUAUGGCACCACAACAAACCUGCCAAGAGAAGGCCGCCCACCAAAACUCACAGACCAGGCAAGGAGGGCAUUAAUCAGACAGGCAACAAAGAGACCAAAGAUAACCCUGAAGGAGCUGCAAAGCUCCACAGCGGAGAUUGGAGUAUAUGUCCAUAGGACCCCUUUAAGCCGUACACUCCACAGAGCUGGGCUUUACGGAAGAGUGGCCAGAAAAAAAGCCAUUGCUUAAAGAAAAAAAAUAAGCAAACACAUUUGGUGUUCACAAAAAGGCAUGUGGGAGACUCCCCAAACAUAUGGAAGAAGGUACUCUGGUCAGAUGAGACUAAAAUUGAGCUUUUUGGCCAUCAAGGAAAACGCUAUGUCUAGUGCAAACCCAACACAUUUUACAUUUUAGUCAUUUUAGCAGACGCUCUCAUCACCUUCGAGAACACCAUCCCCCACAGUGAAGAAUGGUGAUGGCAGCAUCAUGCUGUGGGAAUGUUUUUAAUCGGCAGGGACUGGGAAACUGGUCAGAAUUGAAGGAAUGGUGGAUGGCGCUAAAUACAGGGAAAUUCUUGGAGGGAAACCUGUUUCAGUCUUCCAGAGCUUUGAGACUGGGAUGGAGGUUCACCUUCCAGCAGGACAAUGACCCUAAGUAUACUGCUAAAGCAGGGGGGGGUGAAUAGUUUUUUUGUCUUAUUUCUUGUUUGUUUCACAAAAAUAUAUAUUUUGCAUCUUCAAAGUGGUAGGCAUGUUGUGUAAAUCAAAUGAAUCAAACCCCCCCAAAAAUCCAUUUUAAUUCCAGUUUGUAAGGCAACAAAAUAGGAAAAAUGCCAAGGGGGGUGAAUACUUUCCCAUGCCACUGUGUAUAAGCACUUCAUAAUAAUACAUAUUAAUAAUAACAAACCUGCAGGUGAUUUUGGGGCUCAACCUCAAUAGUCAACCCUUUUAUCCCGUACACGUUAUGCUAUUGAUUGAUCUCGUUGCCUGUUGUAUUGCCUGAUGUGGUCUGUGUGAUUCCCAGGACUGAAGAGAAGACCGGUAGUGGCUACAUAGUGGUGGACCCAGUGCUACGUGUGGGUGCUGAUAACCGUGUCCUACCCCUGGACUGUAUCGCCAUUCAGACAUACCUGGCCAAGUGCCUGGGGCCUCUGGACAAAUGGCAGGACAGGCUCAGGGUUGCCAAGGAGACCGGUGAGGGGCAGCAUGGGAUACCAUAGCCAGCUGGCCAACGAUCAGAAGCAUGGCUAUUGUCUUCAUCAGUAUAAAUGGGUGUUUCUCAUGCUCGGGUUACGUGGUCAGGAAAAACUCCUGACCUCACUCAUAAAUGUCACAUAUUUAAUUUGGUUUAAAUUGCUAAAGGAAAUUAUUAUUUUUGAUAGCACAUCAAUGGUGUUUGCUCAUUCUAAAUCAUGUGCCUGCAGUUCAAAAGUACAGAUACUAACAAAUACAGAGUUCAUCUUUAUUGAUUCAUCGUAUAGAUUGUGCUGCACGAAGAGUUGUGGUUUGGGGGAUCCCCACACAGUUGUUGAGAUCUGUUUGGUUAUACUGGUGGUCGUUGACCCAUUUCUAAUAUCUGCAAAAAUAUUUGCAGUGUUUGUCGUUUCUUAAAAUCUGUCUGUCCAGACAGGCAUUGGGUUCAUUACAAAACAUGUAACGUACCUAUAGCAUCAUUCUUACUGUGGGUUCAUAGAUUCACAUUUCUCAUUCAUAAAAUUAUAUUAUCAUAAACUCUCUCUCUCUCUCUAGGUUAUAACAUGAUCCACUUCACCCCGCUGCAGAAGUUAGGGAUGUCUCGCUCCUGCUAUUCUCUGGCUGACCAACUGGAACUCAACCCAGAGUUCUCUCCUGAAGGGAAGAACUACACCUGGAUGGAUGUGGGCAACCUGGUGGAGAAACUGAAGAAAGAGUGGAACAUGGUCUGCAUCACUGACGUGGUCUACAACCAUACAGGUAUUGUUUUAGUAUAUAGUGCACUACUAUGGGCCCUGGUCAAAAGUAGUUCACUUUUAAGGGAAUAGGGCGUCAUUUGGCGCACUCUACACAUGAGCAUCAGCUCACACACUAUCUCGAACAGUAGGAUGAAUGCAUUCCCAUCUUGUGAAUGGUAGGGUAGUAGGCUACGCAUAGGGAUACGUAACAUACCUAUCCAUGCUGCCAUUUAUAGAUACAGAGACAGCAGAUCUCCUCUCUAAGCUCUUCAGAAGAUAGUGUUUCAUGAAGAGUUAUGACUGUGACCUUCUGGGUACUGGUCCCAAGCCACGGGGAAAGCUUGCAGGACUGACUGAUAGUGAAACAUGGGUUAGCGAAGUCUCUUCUCAGAUAUUUAGUAGCUCCCGUGUAGCUCCCUUUUUAAAAUAGCCAUAAUACUCUUGAUAAUCUUUAGGACAGCAGGUGUAUUUAGUGUCCAGAAUGUGCAGACCUUUGAAGAGUACAUAUACCCUACCUACAAAUGCAUACUUCACAAGUUUAGAAUCCAACAGAUAACAUAAAUAUUUGCUUAUAAAUCUUUCAUAGUCAUGGUGUUGACCCAUCAUAAAAUGCAAUGGGGUAAAAAUUAAGAGAAUACCUGACUUAACAUUUCCCAUGUUUCUUACCCCGAUCACUUUUUAAAAAAAAAGUAUUUUACCCACUAAAACAACGAUCGAGGUCUGUAGUGACACAUCUAGCACUGCGAUGCAGUGCCUUAGACUGCUGCGCCACUCGGGAGGCCCAAUACAGGGUGUUUUUAUACAGCAAAACAAAGAGACCAGCUUAAAAGGAAAUGCAUGUAUAUUUAUCGAAAUUAUAUAAUGAACGUAUUGUGACUCAUGUCCUUCUAGUAGUCUAAAGGCUAUGACAGAGAAACUGGUGCCAGGUUGUAGUGGAGUUUGACACCCAUGGCAUCUAAUCAAGUACAGUGGGGGAAAAAAGUAUUUAGUCAGCCACCAAUUGUGCAAGUUCUCCCACUUAAAAAGAUGAGAGAAGCCUAUAAAAUCCAGAAAAUCACAUUGUAGGAUUUUUAAUUUAUUUAUUUGCAAAUUAUGGUGGAAAAUAAGUAUUUGGUCAAUAACAAAAGGUUCUCAAUACUUUGUUAUAUACCCUUUGUUGGCAAUGACACAGGUCAAACGUUUUCUGUAAGUCUUCACAAGGUUUUCACACACUGUUGCUGGUAUUUUGGCCCAUUCCUCCAUGCAGAUCUCCUCUAGAGCAGUGAUGUUUUGGGGCUGUCGCUGGGCAACACGGACUUUCAACUCCCUCCAAAGAUUUUCUAUGGGGUUGAGAUCUGGAGACUGGCUAGGCCACUCCAGGACUUUGAAAUGCUUCUUACGAAGCCACUCCUUCGUUGCCCGGGCGGUGUGUUUGGGAUCAUUGUCAUGCUGAAAGACCCAGCCACGUUUCAUCUUCAAUGCCCUUGCUGAUGGAAGGAGGUUUUCACUCAAGAUCUCACGAUACAUGGCCCCAUUCAUUCUUUCCUUUACACGGAUCAGUCGUCCUGGUCCCUUUGCAGAAAAACAGCCCCAAAGCAUGAUGUUUCCACCCCCAUGCUUCACAGUAGGUAUGGUGUUCUUUGGAUGCAACUCAGCAUUCUUUGUCCUCCAAACACGACGAGUUGAGUUUUUACCAAAAGGUUCUAUUUUGGUUUCAUCUGACCAUAUGACAUUCUCCCAAUCCUCUUCUGGAUCAUCCAAAUGCACUCUAGCAAACUUCAGAUGGGCCUGGACAUGUACUGGCUUAAGCAGGGGGACACGUCUGGCACUGCAGGAUUUGAGUCCCUGGCGGCGUAGUGUGUUACUGAUGGUAGGCUUUGUUACUUUGGUCCCAGCUCUCUGCAGGUCAUUCACUAGGUCCCCCCGUGUGGUUCUGGGAUUUUUGCUCACUGUUCUUGCGAUCAUUUUGACCCCACAGGGUGAGAUCUUGCGUGGAGCCCCAGAUCGAGGGAGAUUAUCAGUGGUCUUGUAUGUCUUCCAUUUCCUAAUAAUUGCUCCCACAGUUGAUUUCUUCAAACCAAGCUGCUUACCUAUUGCAGAUUCAGUCUUCCCAGCCUGGUGCAGGUCUUCAAUUUUGUUUCUGGUGUCCUUUGACAGCUCUUUGGUCUUGGCCAUAAUGGAGUUUGGAGUGUGACUGUUUGAAGUUGUGGACAGGUGUCUUUUAUACUGAUAACAAGUUCAAACAAAUGCCAUUAAUACAGGUAAUGAGUGGAGGACAGAGGAGCCUCUUAAAGAAGAAGUUACAGGUCUGUGAGAGCCAGAAAUCUUGCUUGUUUGUAGGUGACCAAAUACUUAUUUUCCACCAUAAUUUGCAAAUAAAUUCAUUAAAAAUCCUACAAUGUGAUUUUCUGGAAUUUCUUUUCUCAUUUUGUCUGUCAUAGUUGACGUGUACCUAUGAUGAAAAUUACAGGCCUCUCUCAUCUUUUUAAGUGGGAGAACUUGCACAAUUGGUGGCUGACUAAAUCCUUUUUUCCCCACUGUAUGGUCAGCAGGACUACUGCCAAUGCAGUAGCCAGUAGGAGAGGAGAGAUUUCCAACCUUCACAUCACGUGUUAAUGGACAGAGGAAGAUGGUAGGUGAACAGCAGGGUAUCCUAUAUCCUUACUAGAGGUACACAAUGAAGAUACUGAUUUAAUAACCAAAAAUGUUUGACCUCUUGUCAUCAAACAUACAUUUGAUAAAAUCAAUGGUGACAACCAUUUGUUAUAACACUAACAAUAAAAAUUAAUAGAACAAUCAUGUGUUGACGUCCAUAGCAACAGAAGCACUUGACGAUGGAAACUGUCAUGAAUUGAAACAUAAUAAUGUCACAGAGAGCGCACAGUCAGACAACCACAUUUAUUACAUCCAGUAUUAGGCAAAAUGUAAUCAGAAGCUCAGCCUCACACAUUGUGCUGCAGACAUGGAGGAGCCAUGGUUAUCUUACCCCUAUCAUAAGCAUCAAUAACUAAUGAAGGUGUGAACAUGGUGUGGCAGUGUUGCAUCCCAAAUGGCACCCUAUCCCCUAUAUAGUGCACUACUUUCUGGUCAAAAGUAGUGCACUAUAUAGGGUGCCAUUUGGGACACGGACAGUGUCAUGGAGUGAUUGAAGUAUUCCCCUUUGCGACGAACCAGCCAAUCUGACCUUCAGUGUGAACAGAGGCUAAAUGCUGACAGAGGAAACUGAGACCAUGAUGCAAGAGCCACAGCUGCCGCUGCAAUGUUUGUCCUAUGUAAAGGGCAACACUGUUGGGGUGCACUGCACAACUCCUAUUAGUGUUUCUAAGUUUAUUGUUCGCUGGUACUUAAGUAUGACCCGCAAAUGACCAUUCAAGCAAUGUUGAAUGUGCUCCAAAUAUGUCUUAUUCCAUGACAUUGGAGAGAAUUUCCUACUGGGGUUAGAUCCAUUCUUCCUCUAUAAUUUUAAACAACUGUUACCUUCUCUCCCUAGCUGUGAGUAAGUGGUUGUGGCUGCACCUACCCACUGGGCACACACUGGUUGAAUCAACGUUGUUUCCGCGUCAUUUCAAUGAAGUGACAUCUGUGCUCAGUGGGUAGAGUAUGGCUACAACCUAGUAACAGUAACAGCCCCUUCUCUCUCUCUCUCUCUCCCUAGCUGCUAACAGUAGGUGGUUGUGGCUGCACCCUGAGUGUGGCUAUAACCUGGUGAACUCUCCUCACCUGAAGCCAGCCUGGGUGCUGGACAGGGCUCUGUGGCACCUCACCUGUGACAUCGCAGACGGGAUGUACAGUGACCAUGGUGUUCCUGCUCACAUCGAAAAUGAACACCAACUCCACGUGAGUUGGUUUGUGUUAGCCUUCUGUUUUAUACUGUAUUGAAAUAGGAAAAUUGUCAAUUAAAUUAAUAAAGAGAUCUUUUGAGUUACCCUACUUUCAACCCAAAUGUCCCUCUUAGGACAAAGUUGGAUUGAUUGAUUGCCUCCUCUUGUAGAUGCUGCGAGGUAUCCUGUGGGAUGAGAUCUACCCCAGGACCAAGCUGUGGGAGUUCUACCAGGUGAACGUGGAGAAGGCUGUGGAACAGUUCAGGAAGCUGCUUCAGGCAGGUGAGGGCUACCAACCACUCAGGAUUUGUAUUUCAGUGUCAUUACAUUGAAUUAUGGUCAAUUAUGAUGUUUUUCAUAUCUCUUUUGAGCCAUCCCAGGAAAUCAAUUGAAACAAAUAAUUUGUGUUCCAGAUAUUGUGCUACCACUGUUGAAGUAGCAAUCAGCUCGCACUCAACAAUCUGGUGCACUAAUCGUGAUUGCAAUGUAAUCCGCUAAUAUCUUCUUCAGUAUUUUUGUGUUUGAUGUUUUCUCCCCAGGAGGCAAGGCAGUGAGAUUAGAGAAUGAGGAUAAGAAGCGUCUGAGGAUCCUCCCGGACCCCCAUUGUCGACGCUUCGGUAACACUGUGGACAUGACCUCAGCCUUGGAGACCUUCAUACCCAACGGGUGGGUCCGCUUUAGGAUACUCCAUUACAACAAUAGACCUGCUCAUAGAGUCACUGCUAACGAUGCCGAUCACCUUUCUUGUCGCGUAUGCUACCUUCAAUAAGACAAUGACCUUGCUUGUUCACCCAUCUUUGCGUCCGAUAAGACACUUUGCAAGGGUGCUUUAGGUGCUUUAAACCCAUUUGAGAGAAACAGGAAUUCUUUGAAGCAAUGAUCGCAAUUUAUCUUAACAUGGGAUUUGCUUUGUCACCACUGUUGGGUCACAAAUGCUUCUGUGCCACUCAUAUAAUUUCAUGUGUUUGUGUUACAGUAAUGAGCCCUCAUCCAUCCAGGAGUGUUGUAACUGGUUGAGGAACAGACUGGAGGAGCUGAAUGUGGAGAGCUAUAAGGAGAUGCACUACCAUGAGGAACAGGCCACCAACUGCAUUGUGGGAAAUGUAGUGUACGAACGCCUUGCAGACCACGGGCCUAAGUUGGGACCUAUCACCAGGAACCAUCCAGUGGUGUGCGGAUAUUUCACCUUCCCGUUUGAGGACAACUUGACCUUUGACCAGGAAAUGCAACUGAUGAGCCAGACAGACAAAGCGUGUCACUUCCUGGCCCACAACGGCUGGGUGAUGUCAGACGACCCCCUGAGGAACUUUGCAGAGCCAGGUCAGCUGAUAGUUCUGUUCUAACUAUUUCUACAGACCGGUCAAGUUAAACAGAUAGAACAUGCUCAGUAUUCACACACUUCUCUUUGAGAAGUUUGUAAGGACCUUGUGUUUUUACUGACCACUUGUCAUUAAAAAAUGUAGGGCCCUAUGGUACACUAGGAUUGUCAUAUCCAGCCUAUGUCAGAAGAUAAAGACGUACUUUUCCCUGAGAAAUGUGACUAUUUUUAAUAUAAGGUUUAGAUAUCAUUGAUUUCAACCUGACUAGUGUGAUGGUGUGUAACUCCCCUGUGUCGUCCCUGCCUCUAGGCUCUAACGUGUACCUGAGGAGAGAGCUGAUCUGCUGGGGAGACAGUGUGAAGCUGCGUUACGGUGAGAAACCAGAGGACUGCCCCUACCUGUGGGCCCACAUGAAGAAGUACACAGAGAUCACAGCUAAACACUUUGCGGGUGUGCGCUUGGACAACUGUCACUCCACUCCUCUACAUGUGGCCGAGGUACAGUAUGCUGAUCUGACUGUAGAUGCACCAUUCAUAGCUACAUAUCCUGGUGAAUAUUUUCAGUGAUACUCUUAGGGUGCGUUCGUAAAUUCACUUUGGCUAUCUGCUCCGAUUUCAGAGCACUCUCGUCUGAGAGUACCAGAGCGCAGAAUAACUGAUGAAUUUACGAACGAGCAACACCCGCUGAAUAUGACCGGUGUCAGUAAACACCGGCAAAAAAAGUGAAAUUGUUGCCAGCAGCACAGUUAGUCACUAACGCUUUAUAAAACAUAAACUAUCUAGCCAGGUCUGCAAGGACGAGUAAAAUGGUCAGAGUGAGGUGUUCUCUCAUUUGUGUCUAGCAAGCUAGCCAACUUUAGCCAGUUAGCUUGGGUGCUUGACUGCCAUUGUGAAGUCAGAACGCUUGGAUAAACUCUACUCCUUGGCCAGAUCGUCCAGUGUGCACUCUGAAUGCUCUGAGAUUGAAACGCUCUGAAUUUACGAACAGACAAUCUGACAACGCUCUGAAUUUACGAAUGACCCAGAGCGCGCUCUGACACACUGGAGGCAAUUUAACAACGCACCCUUGGUCAUGUAGUGUAUGUGGACACCUGCUCGUCGAACAUCUCAUUCCAAAAUCAUGGGCAUUAAUAUGGAGUUGGUCCCCCCUUUGCUGCUAUAACAGCCUCCACUCUUCUGGGAAGGCUUUCCACUAGAUGUUGGAACAUUGCUGCUGGGACUUGCUUCCAUUCAGCCACAAGAGCAUUAGUGAGGUCGAGCACUGAUGUUGGGCAGUUAGGCCUGGCUCGCAGUCGGCGUUCCAAUUCAUCCCAAAGGUGUUCGAUGGGGUUGAUCAGGGCUCUGUGAAGGCCAGUCAAGUUCUUCCACACCGAUCUCGACAAACCAUUUCUGUAUGGACCCUGCUUUGUACACGGGGGCAUUGUCAUGCUGGAACAGGAAAGGGCCUUCCCUAAACUGUUGCCACAAAGUUGGAAGCACAGAAUCGUCUAGAAUGUCAUUGUAUGCUGUAGCGUUAAGAUGUCCCUUUACUGGAACUAAGGGGCCUAGGCCGAACCAUGAAAAACAGCCCCAGACCAUUAUUCCUCCUCUUACCAAACUUGGCACUAUGCAUUUGGGCAGGUAGCGUUCUCCUGGAAUCCGCCAAAUCCAGAUUUGUCCGUCGGCCUGCCAGAUGGUGAAGCAUGAUUCAUCACUCCAGAGAACGCGUUUCCACUGCUCCAGAGUCCAAUGGCGGCGAGCUUUACACCACUCCAGCCGACGCUUGGUAUUGCGCAUGGUGAUCUUAGGCUUGUGUGCGGCUGCUCGGCCAUGGAAACCCAUUUCAUGAAGCUCCAGACUAACAGUUAUUGUACUGACGUUGCUUCCUGAGGCAGUUUUGAACUCGGUAGUGAGUGUUUCAUCCAAGGACAGAAUAUUUUUACGCGCUUCAGCACUCGGCGUUCCCGUUCUGUGAGCUUGUGUGGCCUACCACUUUGCGGCUGAGCCGUUGUUGCUCCUAGACUUUCCACUUAACAAUAACAGCACUUGCAGUUGACCGCGGCAGCUCUAGCAGGGCAGAAAUUUGACCAACUGACUCGUUGGAAAGGUGGCAUCCUAUGACGGUGCGACAUUGAAAGUCAUAUACACUGCUCAAAAAAAUAAUGGGAACACUUAAACAACACAAUGUAACUCCAAGUCAAUCACACUUCUGUGAAAUCAAACUGUCCACUUAAGAAGCAACACUGAUUGACAAUAAAUUUCACAUGCUGUUGUGCAAAUGGAAUAGACAACAGGUGGAAAUUAUAGGCAAUUAGCAAGACACUCCCAAUAAAGGACUGGUUUUGCAGGUGGUGACCACAGACCACUUCUCAGUUCCUAUGCUUCCUGGCUGAUGUUUUGGUCACUUUUGAAUGCUGGCGGUGCUUUCACUCUAGUGGUAGCAUGAGACGGAGUCUACAACCCACACAAGUAGCUCAGGUAGUGCAGCUCAUCCAGGAUGGCACAUCAAUGCGAGCUGUGGCAAGAAGGUUUGCUGUGUCUGUCAGCGUAGUGUCCAGAGCAUGGAGGCGCUACCAGGAGACAGGCCAGUACAUCAGGAGACGUGGAGGAGGCCGUAGGAGGGCAACAACCCAGCAGCAGGACCUCUACCUCCGCCUUUGUGCAAGGAGGAGCAGGAGGAGCACUGCCAGAGCCCUGCAAAAUGACCUCCAGCAGGCCACAAAUGUGCAUGUGUCUGCUCAAACGGUCAGAAACAGACUCCAUGAGGGUGGUAUGAGGGCCCGACGUCCACAGGUGGGGGUUGUGCUUACAGCCCAACACCGUGCAGGACGUUUGGCAUUUGCCAGAGAACACCAAGAUUGGCAAAUUCGCCACUGGCGCCCUGUGCUCUUCACAGAUGAAAGCAGGUUCACACUGAGCACGUGACAGACGUGACAGAGUCUGGAGACGCCGUGGAGAACGUUCUGCUGCCUGCAACAUCCUCCAGCAUGACCGGUUUGGCGGUGGGUCAGUCAUGGUGUGGGGUGGCAUUCCUCCAUGUGCUCGCCAGAGGUAGCCUGACUGCCAUUAGGUACCGAGAUGAGAUCCUCAGACCCCUUGUGAGACCAUAUGCUGGUGCGGUUGGCCCUGGGUUCCUCCUAAUGCAAGACCAUGCUAGACCUCAUGUGGCUGGAGUAUGUCAGCAGUUCCUGCAAGAGGAAGGCAUUGAUGCUAUGGACUGGCCCGCCCGUUCCCCAGACCUGAAUCCAAUUGAACACAUCUGGGACAUCAUGUCUCGCUCCAUCCACCAACGCCACAUUGCACCACAGACUGUCCAGGAGUUGGCGGAUGCUUUAGUCCAGGUCUGGGAGGAGAUCCCUCAGGAGACCAUUCGCCACCUCAUCAGGAGCAUGCCCAGGCGUUGUAGGGAGGUCAUACAGGCACGUGGAGGCCACACACACUACUGAGCCUCAUUUUGACUUGUUUUAAGGACAUUACAUCAAAGUUGGAUCAGCCUGUAGUGUGGUUUUCCACUUUAAUUUUGAGGGUGACUCCAAAUCCAGACCUCCAUGGGUUGAUACAUUUGAUUUCCAUUGAUAAUUUUUGUGUGAUUUUGUUGUCAGCACAUUCAACUAUGUAAAGAAAAAAGUAUUUAAUAAGAUUAUUUCAUUCAGAUCUAGGAUGUGUUAUUUUAGUGUUCCCUUUUUUUUUGAGCAGUGUAUAUAGAUAUAGAGAGAUCGAUAGAGUAUGUGUUUUUCUUAAGUCAACAAUAGGCAGGUUUCCAUUGACCCAUGUUUAUUCGAUAAAAGCAAUGUCGGCCAAAAAUUGUGUAGUGGAAACGGUAGAUCUAAGAUACAUUUUCUAAAGAUCGACAACAUUUUUAUCCGUUCGAUAAGGGUGGAUUUCUCUUUUGUCUAGCUUUCUUUUAUUGUGACAAAUGAUGAUGGAAACUGUUUUUCGGAUAAAUGAUGAUUGCUGAAUCAUUUUGAAGGUACGCGGAGCAGGUGAUGUCACCACGUAACUAUAAAGCUCCACUGCACAUUUAAUUCUAAAUGUCAGUUGCAUGCAAAAUCAAAAUUUUCAACUAGGCUAUAAAAAUAAUGUUGCAUUCUAUCCAUGCUGGCUUUUGCGGGCUGGCUACCUGAGACAUAAAAUAAAUAGGUGGGAGGACAUUCAGGCUGUCGGCAAUUUAUUAAUGCACAAUCUGCCUAAAUGGGUAAUGGAAACACUUUAACCACUCAAGUUUUUAUUCGACACUAGGGUUUUGUUAAAAUGUUUUUUUUUUAGGUGUGACGUCAUUAUGUCCAGCUGUUUUUAUCCACACAAGAUUAGUUAAAUGGAAAUUCACCCUAGCAGGAAAUUGUCGCAUCUAUACUGAACAAAAAUAUAAACGCAACAUGUGUUGGUCCCAUGUUUCAUGAGCUGUUGCCAGAGAAUAGAAUGUUUCUUUCUCUACGAUAAGCUGCCUCCAACGUCAUUUUAGAGAAUUUGGCAGUACGUCCAACCGGCCCCCCAACCGCAGAUAAGGAUUGUCUGAGACCAGCCACCCGGACAGCUGAUGAAACUGAGGAGUAUUUCUGUCUGUAAUGGCUGCGCCCCUACUCAGUCAUGUGAAAUCUAUAGAUUAGGGCCUAAUGAAUUUAUUUCAAUUGACUGAUUUCCUUAUAUGAACUUUAAAUCAGUGAAAUUGUUGCAUAUUGCCUUUAUAUUUUUGUUCAGUAUAUUUUCUAUGCAAACUUUCUAAAUGUCGAGAAAAAAACAUAGCUACUAUCCUCUUUUUAUUGCUCAGGGCAAAACUUUAAAAUCUCUUCAGAAAGUUUUCUAGUCUCAGAAUGUGUGAUUCUAUUUGCUGUUCCUGCCCUCGUGUAUACAGUACAUUCAGAAAGUAUUCAGACCCCUUGACUUUUUCCACAUUUUGUUACGUUACAGCCUUAUUCUAAAAUUGAUUAAAUAUGUAUUUCUUCUCAUCAAUCUACACACAAUACCAAAUAAUGACAAAGCAAAAAAAGGUUUUUUGAAAUGUUUGCAUAUUUCUAUAAUGUUAUUGUGUAGGAAAUUAUGACACUUUUCAUCAUGCAUAUAAAGGCUUUAUGAAUGCUACAUGUCACCACUCUUAAGUAAAGUGUUACCUUGUGCUCUGUAGGCGAUGCUGGCAACAGCCAGGGCGGUCAGACCUAACCUCUAUGUGAUAGCUGAACUCUUUACGGGCAGCGAGCUGAUUGACAAUGUGUUUGUAAACCGCCUGGGGAUUACCAGUCUGGUCAGAGGUACUGCUACUGCCCUGUUGCACUGUAGGACUGUGCGAACUGGACUGAUGCGUUGUUCUGACUGAGCAUGACACUAAAUAUGUGUCUUUGUCUUUUAUGUUUUCUUUCUUUCUUUCUUUCGAUCAUCUUAUUCCACUCUUCUACCAUGGGCUUACUUUGAAUCUGACAUUUUCAUCAUACUUAUCCUGUUCACAUUUUUUUUUUACAAAUCCCAAACCCUGAAAUAUAACUAUAUUAUUCAUUAUCACCAUCUCUUCAUUCAUUAAAAUAUUUACUACCUUUCCCAACACUACUUUCCUGUUUUUCCCACCAUUAACCUUUUCAUUGCAUGGUAAUUGACACUUUGCAUGUCCCCCCUCUCCUCUGUGUGGGUUGUUUUCAUAUUUACCCUCUUUCUUGCCCAGCCUGUACCCCUUCACAUCUCUCCUCCUCUCUCGUCUCAUAUCUAUCUCUUUCUAAAUCCCCUUCUCUCCUCUGUUCCUCCUAUAUUUUCUCAUCUCUAUGUCCAAACCCUCUCUCCUCCCUUCCCCCACAUGCCCGUCUUGCAUUGUGUGCCCUGGCGCUGGCCUGUGUGUUGUGGUGUGGGUGGCCUGUGCUGUAUGUAGUACAUGCUGGAGAGAGCUCGCCAGCUGAAGCCUGACCUGUAUGUGGUGGCUGAGCUGUUCACGGGCAGCGAGGAGCUGGACAAUGUCUUUGUCACUAGACUGGCCAUUACCUCCCUCAUCAGAGGUAAGAGCCUGGGAAAUGCACAAAUGGCACAUAAUCUAUAGCCUGACUGCCAGUCUAUUUGUGCAAUCACGCAAACUCCUUGACAGUGAGCAAUGGAGUUGACAAGAGCACAAACAGAUCUGAGACCAGGCUACACAUCUGGUAGAAAUAGAAAAGUAAAUGUUUUCUGUUUUGCUUCAACAUGUGGCAUGGAUAUGCGUUAGUGAAGUUGGUAUUGGCUUUGUUCAUGGUAUGAAAUGCCUUAUGAAAUAUUGAUACACAGGAAACUGAAUGAAUCUGCAAUUGAUCGUCUCUUGGCUAAAAAGUACUGUUGGUGGUAAUAUUUUAAAGUAAACUAUGAAAUCAUUAACAAAUUCAAUCAGCCAGGGUUAUUUGUUUUCUUAUAAAUGACUGCAAUGACCAUAUUGGCUAUAACUAUUUGCCUGUUCUACAAUAACAAUAUAAUCUGUCUCUCUCUGUCUUCCUCAGAGGCUAUGAGUGCAGGGGACAGUCACGAGGAGGGCAGGCUGGUCUACAGGUUUGGUGGAGAGCCUGUGGGCUCGUUCGUCCAGCCCAGCAUCAGACCUCUGGUGCCCUCUAUCGCCCACGCCAUGUUCCUGGAUGUUACCCAUGACAACGAGUGCCCUGUCCAGGUAGUUUGCAGUAUGUAGCUGGGAUUACCCAUGACAAGUCCUCUAUUCAGGUAGAGUACAGUAUGUACAGUUGAAGUCGGAAGUUUACAUACACCUUAGCCAAAUACAUUUAAACUCAGUUUUUCACAAUUCCUGACAUUUAAUCCUAGUAAAAAUACCCUGUCUUAGGUCAGUUAGGAUCACCACUUUAUUUUAAGAAUGUGAAAUGUUAGAAUAAUAGUAGAGGGAAUGAUUUAUUUCAGCUUUUAUUUCUUUCAUCACAUUCCCAGUGGGUCAGAAGUUUACAUACACUCAAUUAGUAUUUGGUAGCAUUGCCUUUAAAUUGUUUAACUUGGGUCAAACGUUUUGGGUAGCCUUCCACAAGCUUCCCACAAUAAGUUGGGUGAAUUUUGGCCCAUUCCUCCUGACAGAGCUGGUGUAACUGAGUCAGGUUUGUAGGCCUCCUUGCUCGCACACACUUUUUCAGUUCUGCCCACACAUUUUCUAAAGGGUUGAGGUCAGGGCUUUGUGAUGGCCACUCCAAUACCUUGACUUUGUUGUCCUUAAGCCAUUUUGCCACAACUUUGGAAGUAUGCUUGGGGUCCUUGUCCAUUUGGAAGACCCAUUUGCGACCAAGCUUUAACUUCCUGACUGAUGUCUUGAGAUGUUGCUUUAAUAUAUCCACAUAAUUUUCCUUCCUCAUGAUGCCAUCUAUUUUGUGAAGUGCACCAGUCCCUCCUGCAGCAAAGCACCCCCACAGCAUGAUGCUGCCACCCCCGUGCUUCACGGUUGGGAUGGUGUUCUUCGGCUUGCAAGCCACACCCUUUUUCCUCCAAACAUAACGAUGGUCAUUAUGGCCAAACAGUUCUAUUUUUGUUUCAUCAGACCAGAGGACAUUUCUCCAAAAAGUACGAUCUUUGUCCCCAUGAAGUACGAUCUUUGUCCCCAUGUGUAGUUGCAAACCGUAGUCUAGCUUUAUUAUGGUGGUUUUGGAGCAGUGGCUUCUUCCUUGCUGAGCGGCCUUUCAGGUUCUGUCAAUAUAGGACUCGUUUUACUGUAGAUAUAGAUACUUUUGUACCUGUUUCCUCCAGCAUCUUCACAAGGUCCUUUGCUGUUGUUCUGGGAUUGAUUUGCACUUUUCGCACCAAAGUACGUUAAUCUCUAGGAGACAGAAUGCGCCUCCUUCCUGAGCGGUAUGACGGCUGUGUGGUCCCAUGGUGUUUAUACUUGCAUACUAUUGUUUGUACAGAUGAAGGUUGUACCUUCAGGCGUUUGGAAAUUGCUCCCAAGGAUGAACCAGACUUGUGGAGGUCUACAAUUUUUUUUCCUGAGGUCUUGGCUGAUUUCUUUAGAUUUUCCCAUGAUGUCAAGCAAAGAGGCACUGAGUUUGAAGGUAGGCCUUGAAAUACAUCCACAGGUACACCUCCAAUUGACUCAAAUGAUGUCAAUUAGCCUAUCAGAAGCUUCUAAAGCCAUGGCAUCAUUUUCUGGAAUUUUACAUUUUACAUUUACAUUUUAGUCAUUUAGCAGACGCUCUUAUCCAGAGCGACUUACAGUUAGUGAAUACAUAUUUUUUUUAUACUGGCCCCCCGUGGGAAUCGAACCCACAACCCUGGCGUUGCAAACGCCAUGCUCUAUCAACUGAGCUACAUCCCUGCCGGCCAUUCCCUCCCCUACCCUGGACGACGCUGGGCCAAUUGUGCGCCGCCCAUGAGUCUCCCGGUCGCGGCCGGCUGCGACAGAGCCUGGAUUCGAACCAGGAUCUCUAGUGGCACAGUUAGCACUGCGAUGCAGUGCCUUAGACCACUGCGCCACCCAAGCUGUUUAAAGGCACAGUCAACUUACUGUAUGUAAACUUCUGACCCACUGGAAUUGUGAUACAGUGAUUUAUAAGUAAAAUAGUCUGUCUGUAAACAAUUGUUGGAAAAAUGACUUGUGUGAUGCACAAAGUAGAUGUCCUAACCGACUUGCCAAAACUAUAGUUUGAGUCUCCCGAGUGGCGCAGUGGUUUAAGGCCACUAGAGAUCCUGGUUCGAAUCCAGGCUCUGUCGUAGCCGGCCGCGACCGGGAGACCCAUGGGGCGGCGCGCAAUUGGCCCAGCGUCGUCCAGGGUAGGGGAGGGAAUGGCCGGCAGGGAUGUAGCUCAGUUGAUAGAUCAUGGCGUUUGCAACGCCAGGGUUGUGGGUUCGAUUCCCACAGGGGGUAUGAAAAAAAAUAAUGUAUGCACUAACUGUAAGUCGCUCUGGAUAAGAGUGUCUGCUAAAUGACUAAAAUGUAAAUGUUAACAAGAAAUUUGUGGAGUGGUUGAAAAACGAGUUUUAAUGACUCCAACCUAAGUGUAUGUAAACUUCUGACUUCAACUGUAUAUUACCCAUGACAACGAGUGUCCUAAUUAGAUAGUGUACAAUAUGUUGCUGGGAUUUGACAACAUCCCUAUUUAUACUGAACUAAAAUAUAAACGCAACAUGUCAAGUGUUUGUCCCAUGUUUCAUGAGCUGAAAUGAAAUACCCACAUUUUUUUACAUAAGCACAAAAGCUUAUUUCUCUCAAAUUGUGUGCACAAAUUUGUUUACAUCCCUGUUGGUGAGCAUUUCUCCUUUGCCAAGAUAAUCCAUCCACCUGACAGGUGUGGCGUAUCAAGAAGCUGAUUAGAUAGCAUGAUCAUUACAGAGUGCACCUUGUGCUGGGGACAAUAAAAGGCCACUCUAAAAUGUGCAGUUUUGUUACACAACACAAUGCCACAGAUGUCUCAAGUUUUGAGGGAGCAUGCAAUUGGCAUGCUAACUGCAGUAAUGUCCACCAGCGCUGUUGCCAGAUAAUUUAAUGUUCAUUUCUCUAUCAUAAGCCGCCUCCAACGUUGUUUUAGAGAAUUCGGCAGUAUGUCCAACCGGCCUCACAACUGCAGACCAUGUGUAUGGCGUCGUGUGGGCAAGCGGUUUGCUGAUGUCAACGUUGUGAACAGAGUGCCCCAUGGGGGCGGUGGGGUUAUGGUAUGGGCAGGCAUAAGCUACGGCCAAUGAAUACAAUUGCAAUUUAUUGAUGCCAAUUUUAAUGCACAGAGAUACCGUGACGAGAUCCUGAGGCCCAUUGUCGUGCCAUUCAUCCGCCGCCAUCACCUCAUGUUUCAGCAUGAUAAUGCACAGCCCCAUAUCGCAAGGAUCUCUACACAAUUCCAGGAAGCUGAAAAUGUCCCAGUUCUUCCAUGGCCUGCAUACUCACCAUACAUGUCACCCAUUGAGCAUCUUUGGGAUGCUCAGGAUCAACGUGUUCGACAGCGUGUUCCAGUUCCCGCCAAUAUCCAGCAAGCCAUUGAAGAGGAGUGGGACAACAUUCCACAGGCCACAAUCAACAGCCUGAUCAACUCUAUGCAAAGUGCAAAUGGCGGUCACACCAGAUACUGACUGGUUUUCUGAUCCAUGCCUCUACCUUUUUUUUUGAAGGCAUCUUUAACCAACAGAUGCAUAUCUGUAUUCCCAGUCAUGUGAAAUCCAUAGAUUAGGGCCAAAUGAAUGGAUUUCAAUUGACUGAUUUUCCUUAUAUGAACUGUAACUCAGUAAAUAAAGUAUUUGAAAUUGCUGCGUUUUUUAUAUUUUUGUUCAGUAUAGAUAUUAAUGAUAUGACGUAGUAUAUGAUAUGCUUUAUUCCAUUUCACAGCUUUUCCUAAUAACUAGAUUACUGUCUAGUGUACAUGUUCCCUAUGUACAGUGCAUUCGGAAAGUAUUCAGACCACUUGACCUUUUCCACAUUUUGUUACGUUACAGCCUUAUUCUAAAAUUUAUGAAAUUGUUUUUUUUCCGCCUCAUCAAUCUACACACAAUACCCCAUAAUAGAAAACUGAAAUAUAACAUUUACAUAAGUAUACAGACCCUUUACUCAGUACUUUGUUGAAGCACCUUUGGCAACGAUUACAGCCUCGAGUCUUCUAGGGUAUGACGCUACAAGCUUGGCACACCUGUAUUUGGGGAGUUUCUCCCAUUCUUCUCUGCAGAUCCUCUCAAGCUCUCAAUUCUGGAAGGUUCUCCUAUCUCCACAGAGGAACUCUGGAGCUCUGUCAGAGUGACCAUCGGGUUCUUGGUAACCUCCCUGACAAGGGCCCUUCUCCCCCGAUUGCUCAGUUUGGCCAGGCGGCCAGCUCUAGGAAGAGUCUUGGUGGUUCCAAACUUCUUCCAUUUAAAAAUGAUGGAGGCCACUGUGUUCUUGGGGACCUUCAACGCUGCAGACAUUUUUUGGUACCCUUCCCCAGAUAUGUGCCUCGACACAAUCCUGUCUCUGAGCUCUACUGACAAUUCCUUCGACUUCAUGGCUUGGUUUUUGCUCUGACAUGCACUGUCAACUGUGGGACCUUAUAUAGCUCAGUUGGUAGAGCAUGGCACUUGCAACGCCAGAGUUGUGGGUUCGUUUCCCACGGGGGGCCAGUAUGAAAAUGUAUGCACUCAUUAACUGUAAGUCGCUCUGGAUAAGAGCGUCUGCUAAAUGACUAAAAUGUAAAUAUAGACAGGUGUAUGCCUUUCCAAAUCAUGUCCAAUCAAUUGAAUUUACCACAGGUGGACUCCAAUCAAGUUGUAGAAACAUCUCAAGGAUGAUCAAUGGAAACAGAUGCACCUGAGCUCAAUUUCGAGUUCAUAGCAAAGGGUCUGAAUACUUAUGUAAAUAAAGUAUUUCUGUUCUUUUUAAACCUGUUUUCACUUUGUCAUUUUGGGGUAUUGUUUGUAGAUUGAUGAGGAAAACACUGGAUUUAAUCAAUUUUAGAAUAAGGCUGUAAUGUAACAAAAUUUGGAAAAAGUCAAGGGGUCUGUAUACUUUCCGAAUGCACUGUAUGUAUAUAGUAGUGUUGUUGAUCGAUGUUGUGACUGUAUGUGUUGAUGGUGUUAUUCAUUUACUGUUCCUCUUCUGUGUUGUAGAUUCGCUCUGCGUACGACUCCCUCCCAAGCUCUGCUAUCGUCUCCAUGGCCUGUUGUGCCACAGGAAGUACUAGAGGAUACGACGAGCUGGUCCCUCACCAGGUAGGAAAGAUGGCCAUGAUUAUCAAAAGUGUGUGUGUUUGUGAGUAUGUCAUAAAGUGAGUUCACUUCUGAUACAAAACUGUAAGCUAAAAUCUCUUCUAUUUUCAUCUCGUCUAUAUUGAAACUGCUGACAAUGUAUGAAACGGACAGUGUUUAGUUCUAAGUUUGUAUCCAACUUCCUGUGUGUUCUUGUGCAGAUCUCUGUUGUGAAGGAGGAGCGCUUCUAUCCCAAGUGGAACUCGGAGGCCAAGCCCUCCUCUGCAGGAGAGGUGAACUCCCAGAGUGGUAUCAUUGCCGGGAAACUGGCCCUCAACAAGCUACACGAAGAACUGUCCUCUAAGGGCUUCUCGCAGGUCAGAUGUACUUCUAAGAUCCACUCAGAGACAUACACUGGGCACUUAGCCAUGGGUACGGAUGGGCAGCCAGCAAUAUGUCUUUGGACUGGUUUCCCAGACCCAGAUUUAGCCUAACCCUGGACUAUAAAGCAUGCUCAAUACAGAAUAUCUAUGGAAAGUGCUUUCUAGUCCAGGACCAGGCUUAAUCUGGGCCAUGGAAAACGGCCAUCCAGAAUUUGGACUAGGGGAACUAAACUGAAUUCCUCAGGAAGGGACUUAACCUGAGAGAAGCAGAAACACUUUUGAGGGAAUAUUGAAUUGUAGAGUUGCAGAGUAAGUGCUUCUACUGAAGAACACAACAAAUAAGUGUGUGUUGCAGGUCUAUGUGGACCAGGUGGAUGAGGACAUAGUGGCAGUAACCAGACAUUGCCCCAGCACACACCAGUCUGUGGUAGCUGUGUGUCACACUGCCUUCAGGAACCCCAAGACCUAUCAAUAUAGACAGGAGGUGCCCCCCAUGUGCAUCCCAGGUACAGCACCCCAGUGGCCCUCAGUCCUACUCCUGGAGAGCCACAGUCAAAAGGACAAAAGCCAGCAGUACUGUGGCUCUCUAGGAGCCAGAUUGAGUAUCACUGCAGUACACCAUCAAUCACUAAUCAUCCUGAUAUCACUUCCCUUAGUAGUUUCCAUGAAAACCCAGAUCAGGUCAGUGUCGACUGUGUUCUCCUGCAGGUAAAAUAGAGGAGGUGGUCCUAGAGGCCAGGACUGUGGAGAGGAUCGCUGGGUCGUACCAGAAAGACAGGAAGAGCAUCAACGGUCUGCCUGACCACACGGUAGAGAUCAGAGAACAUAUCCAGGUAACACGAUAACAGCACCAUGGGAGUACAACUUUACACCCCAGUUUAGAAUACGAGUUACAAGCUUAUCUCUCUAGUCUAUCAUUCCCCUCUAUUGAAAGAAGUGGGCCAGGAUUUGCUCAGGUCACAGAGUUAGCCAUGUUUGUUUUCUUGUUGAUUGGUUAUGGUAGUCUUGUACACACUUGGUAAAUUACAGAGUAUAGUGUAGCACAAAACAGGUUUUGUUCUUGGGUCACUUCAGUCUAAACACCUGUGUAUGAGUUCUAUUUCUUUUGUAAGGUACUGGUGGUCUAUAAUCUAUUUCUACUCCAACUGUCUUGCAGCUACAUGACAGCAAGAUUGUGAAGCAGGCUGAUGUCAUGUGUAAGGGCUGCAGUGAAUUUGUCCAGGAGAUUGAAUUUGAACACCUCACCCCUGGUAGUGUGAUUGUGUUCAGGUAAGAAUAUAAGAACACACUGUCCUAUUGCGAUUAUUCCAGGUGCUGUAUGUGUCUCCAGGUGCUGUAUGUGUCUCAGAGUAGGAGUCUCCCGUGUGUCCAUACAAUAUGUAUUAUGAUCUAAAAGCAAAAAACGGAUCCUAAAUCAGCACUCCUACUCUGUAACCCAUGUUCUUUGUCCCCAGGGUGAGUCUGGACCCCAAGUCCCAAGAGCUGGUGGGGGUUCUGAGGAGACACCUGGUCCAGUUCAGUGACCAUUACAAAACGGGCAGUGUGCCUGACAACGACGCCCCAGCCAUACUCACUACUCCACUGGCAGCGUACGUAUACUCAACAUGAUUUUUUUACUUUUGUGAGUAAUCUCAGCCCAUAUCUCAGCUAAUCUCUGACCCAUGCAUUGUAACAUGAGACAUGUUAACUAAUUAAGCAACUGCUAUAAGACCUUUCAUAGGCUGUCUUCUACUAGUAAAUGUUAAUCUAGCCUACUGUUAAUCUUCCUACCUGUCUGCUCCCUCCCAGUAUUAUGUCCAAGGUGACCCUGGCGGACAUUAACGUGCUGCUGUUCCGUUGUGACGCUGAAGAGCAGGAGGACGGUGGAGGCUGCUACAACAUCCCUUCCUGGAUGAGUCUCAAGUAUGGAGGGCUGCAAGGUACAAAACAAGGAGGGGGGGGGGGGAAAGGUCGCGCUUCAGGGAAAUCCAUGACUCCUAUUGCAUAUUGCAUAUUGCAGUGUUGCUCAACCGUUUUGUGCCGGGAACCGUAAAACGAUGAUCUUCCAUUUACCAGUUGGGACUGCCAAGCUACCCUUCCUCCUUUUUAAGGACUAAUUACAUUAAAACUAGCACACAUUGAAAUUGAUAAAUGUAUACAUGUAUGAUGAGUUUGUUUGUUAGAUGUAUAGACCUCUUUUGACACUCUCAGGUCUGAUGUCGGUGAUGGGGGACAUUCGUCCCAAAAACGACCUGGGCCACCCCUUCUGUGACAACCUGAGACAGGGGGAUUGGAUGAUCGACUACGUCAGCAACCGGCUGGUCAUCAAGGGAGGAGCACUGGGCGAGGUAAGACAUGACAAACCUCACAAUGGCUGCAUCCCAAAUGGCACCCUAUUCCCUAUGUAGUGCACGUGGCUCUGGUCAAAAGUAGUGCACUACCGUAUAUAGAGAAUAGGGUGCUAUUUGGCACUCAGACCUGGUCAAGAUAAUGUCUAGUCCUUUGGGUCCACUUUCAAAGGUUUUUGAGAGCCAUGGUCAUUUUUCAAUUGGAACUUUACAGGUCCUUACCACUCAUACUUGUUGUAUUGCAUUGAUUAAGUAUAUUUAGCCUGCUAACUGGCCAUAGACAAACAGAGUUUGCAGUUAAGUGAUAUGAUGUCUCGUGUUGUCCCUCCAGGUAGGCAAGUGGUUCCAGGCUAUGUUCACCUAUCUGAAGCACAUCCCUCGCUACCUGGUGCCAUGCUACUUCGACUCCAUCAUUGUUGGGGCCUAUACUACCGCCUUGGAUAUUGUGUUCAGUAAAAUGUCAAAGUAGGUUGAAUAACAACCAGCUAUUCCUAUUCAUUAAUUAAAUAGAAAUGUGAAUUUGUCAAUGAGUAUAGUAGUACAUUUAAUUUUAAUGCUGUUCUGAAUGAAAUGUGAAAGCUUGAAAUCGUUCCUCCAACUUUUAAAUUAAUGACCUUGGGCAGUCCUUCAGCUUGUCAUCUGUGUGUUUGUCCUCUGGUUCUCUAAGCUUCAUCCAGACUGGUUCCACCCUGGUGAAGCAGUUAGCUCUGGGCUCAGUACAGAUGUGUGGUGUGGGUCUGCACCCCGCUCUUCCCCCCCUCGCACCCACGCUGCAUGACGUGCCCUACCGUCUCAACGACAUUACCAACGAGAAGGAGCAGUGCUGUGUGUCACUGGCUGCAGGUAAGGUAUUUAAUUCAAUUCAAUACAACUUUAUUCUGGGCAAUCCCUACUGGGGAACGGCCUAUCAGUCUAUACUCUUACAGACAUACAGAUACACCCACACACUUUAGCUCCCUCCCUCUCUCUCUCUCUCUCUCUUUCUGUUACUGGUUGGCUAAUAGUUAUGUCUGUCUGAUGUCACAGGUCUUCCUCAUUUUGCGGCUGGGAUCUUCCGUUGCUGGGGCCGGGACACAUUCAUCGCCCUGCGAGGUCUGAUGCUGGUGACAGGAAGACACCUGGAGGCUAGGUACAUGUCACACUCUCUGGUAGAAUAUCGGUGUCCAACCUGAUGAAUGGGUAUAUAUUUGUCCUUUGAAAAUAAUAUAGUAACAAGGAAGUAAGAAACUCCAGGACACCUGUGGUCUUGGAUGCUGCCAAACAAUUGAAUGGAUUUCACACCACUGUUUUGGUCGACCAUCAUCAGAGUUAUAAAGAUAAAUCCUUGAAUUAAUGUGUCUGGUAUCUGUCACUGUUUUCCACAGAAACAUAAUCCUGGCUUUUGCUGGCACCCUGAGGUACGGCCUGAUCCCCAACCUGCUGGGACAGGGGACUGACGCCCGCUAUAACUGCCGUGAUGCAGUAUGGUGGUGGCUGCAGUGCAUCCAGUACUACUGCAACAUGGUGCCUGACGGAGUCAACAUCCUCAUGUGCCCUGUGUCAAGGAUGUACCCCACCAACGUGUCUGAGCCACAGCCCGCUGGAGCCUGGGUGGGUACACACAAACUUACACACACACACACACACACACACAAUCCACAGCCCGCCAGUGCAUGAGUAAGGGCCAUGGUGGUCUCGCUUGGCCACCGCAAUACUUUGUCUGGCUCAUGAGACUAGGGCAUGUCGGGGGUUAAACAGCUUGGUUAGAGCAGCCUAUUGAGAUUUCAUACUCUGUGUAGAUCUGAAGAUGCAGUAAAAAAAAAAAAAAAAAAGUUUAUUGUUUGAAGUUCAAACAAGCACUUUUAGACAGGACAGUUGGACUUGUUUUAUCAAUUCCAUUUAGUCAUUCCUUAUUGACUGCCCAUAUCAAAUUGUAUCUGUGAACCCUGCAGAUCCAGCCCCUGUAUGAUGUCAUUCAUGAGGCGAUGACACGUCACAUGCAGGGCACGGAGUUCAGGGAGAGGGACGCUGGACCACAGAUAGAUCGCAACAUGACCGAUGAAGGCAAGACACACACAGACAUUACACACACAUGCAAAUCUGGAGGCAUGAUUGAUCAGCUAUUUACAUGUUUUAUCAUAACGAUUGUCUUUCCCUACCAGGGUUUAAUAUUGAGGCCAAGGUGAAUGAAGACACUGGGUUUGUCUAUGGAGGAAAUCGUUUCAACUGUGGGACAUGGAUGGACAAGAUGGGAGAGAGUGACAAGGCUCAUAACAAAGGAAUCCCAGCUACACCUAGGUACUGUACUGUUUUCCUCUCCUUUGGUAAAGAGUUUCCUAGUCUUCACUCAGUCUAGGACAAUUGUAGUAUGUGCAGUGCUUGUUGUUUUUUCCCCUUGAGUUAAGUGUUUUCACAAUGGUUUGUGUGUGUGCGUGCCUGCGUUUCUUCCAGGGAUGGCUCUGCAGUGGAAAUAGUGGGUCUCUGUAAGUCCACUGUGCGCUGGUUAGUGGACCUUCAUACGCACGGCUUCUUCCCUUACGCAACCCUCACCAUCCGUAGAGAAGGUACGUUCUGGAAUAAACCCAAAUCUCCAUGUUUUUCCCAGCUUUCUCACAUCCUCAAGAUUUUUCUAAAAUUAGACCAUUACAACAAUUGGUAUACUACUACUUAGUAUUUUCAGAUGUUGAAAUCUGUAUUUUAAACAAUAUACCUCACUAGAGUUUUAAAAUUGUUGUAUUUUGUUAGUAGUGAAGCUAGACAUAUCUGUUCUGUUCUAGGUCGUAACAUCUCUGUGCCCUAUGAAGAGUGGAACAGAAAGAUCCAGGAGAACUUUGAGAAGAUGUUCUACGUGUCUCACGACCUUCAGGACUCCAAUGAGAAACACCCAGACCUGGUGCACAAGAGAGGCAUCUACAAGGACAGCUAUGGGGCCUCCAGUCCCUGGUGUGACUACCAGCUCAGGCCUAACUUCACUAUCGCCAUGGUGGUGGUAAGCACUGUUCCUUUUUACUGCCUCAUUAGCCUUGUAACUAAUGUCGUAGCGUCCUGUCCAAGGAGUGUACUACAUCAAACUGCCUCACGCUAAAGAAACAGGAAGAUAGGCCCCUGCCCUAUGGGCCGAUCUGGCACUAAGGCUUACCUACUUACUUCAUCAGUGUUGUAAAGUUACUACAGUGCCUUCAUCCCCCUUGGCGUUUUUCCUAUUUUGUUGCAUUACAACCUGUAAUUUAAAUGGACUUUUAUUUGGAUUUCAUGUAAUGGACAUACACAAAAUAGUCCAAAUUGGUGAAAUGAAAUGAAAAAAAGUACUUGUUUCAAGAAAUUCAAAAAAAAAAAUACUAACUAACUAAUUAUGUGACUUCUGAAGGUAAUUGGUUGCACCAGAUCUUAUUUAGGGGAUUCAUAGCAAAGGGGGUGAAUACAUAUGCACGCACCACUUCCACACAGGUGUACUUUAUUUAUGUGUCACAUGAUCUGUCACAUGAUCUCAGUAUAUUUACACCUGUUCUGAAAGGCCCCAGAGUCUGCAACACCACUAAGCAAGGGGCACCACUAAGCAAGGGGCACCACCAAGCAAGCGGCACCAUGAAGACUAAGGAGCUCUCCAAACAGGUCAGGGACAAAGUUGUGGAGAAGUACAGAUCAGGGUUGGGUUAUAAAAAAAAAUAUCAGAAACGUUGAACAUCCCACAGAGCACCAUUAAACCCAUUAUUAAAAAAUUGAAAGAAUAUGGCACCACAACAAACCUGCCAAGAGAGGGCCGCCCACCAAAACUCACAGACUAAGCAAGGAGGGCAUUAAUCAGAGCGGUAACAAAGAGACCAAAGAUAAUCCUGAAGGAGCUGCAAAGCUCCACAGCGGAGAUUGGAGCAUCUGUCCAUAGGACCACUUUAAGCCGUACACUCCACAGAGCUGGGCUUUACGGAAGAGUGGCCAGAAAAAAGCCAUUGCUUAAAGAAAAAAAUAAGCAAACACGUUUGGUGUUCGCCAAAAGGCAUGUGGGAGACUCCCCAAACAUAUGGAAGAAGGUACUCUGGUCAAAUGAGACUCAAAUUGAGCUUUUUGGCCAUCAAGGAAAACGCUAUGUCUGGGGCAAACCCAACACCUCUCAUCACCCCGAGAACACCAUCACCACAGUGAAGCAUGGUGGUGGCAGCAUCAUGCUGUGGGGAUGUGUUUCAUCGGCAGGGACUGGGAAACUGGUCAGAAUUGAAGGAAUGAUGGAUGGCGCUUAAUACAGGGAAAUUCUUGAGGGAAACCUGUUUGUCAUCCAGAGAUUUGAGACUGGGACAGAGGUUCACCUUCCAGCAGGACAAUGGCCCUAAGCAUACUGCUAAAGCAACACUCGAGUGGUUUAAGGGGAAACAUUUAAAUGUCUUGGAAUGGCCUAGUCAAACCCCAGACCUCAAUCCAAUUGAGAAUAUGUGGUAUGACUUAAAGAUUGCUGUACACCAGUGGAACCCAUCCAACUUGAAGGAGCUGGAGCAGUUUUGCCUUGAAGAAUGGGCAAAAGUCCCAGUGGCUAGAUGUGCCAAGCUUAUAGAGACAUACCCCAAGAGACUUGCAGCUGUAAUUGCUGCAAAAGGUGGCUCUACAAAGUAUUGACUUUGGGGGGGGUUCUUUUUGCAUCUUCAAAGUGGUAGGCAUGUUGUGUAAAUCAAAUUAUACAAACCCCCAAAAAAUCCAUUUUAAUUCCAGGUUGUAAGGCAACAAAAUAGGAAAAAUGCCAAGGGGGGUGAAUACUUUCGCAAGCCACUGUAAGCUAGUCAGUGCUCUGGUUAACCCUAACCCUCUCAAUGUGGGGGAAGAAAAGGUUUUCACACAUUUCUGUCCCUAAUAGCCCUGCUGCUGUAAGACAGGUCUCUGGCUAACCCUAACCCUCUCAAUGUGGGUGUACUAAGGUUACCAAUGUAUUUGUGCUGCUGAACAUUAUUUGAGUCUUGCAAACCAAUUUACUGUCAAAAUGUAUCACUUUUACAAGUUGUCUUCUUAGGUCGAGUAUCUCAGCUCUGUGUGUACCUUCUCUCUCUGUGUUCUCCAGGCUCCAGAGCUGUUCACAGUGGAAAGGGCCUGGGAGGCACUAGAGAUGGCAGAGAAGAAGCUGCUCGGCCCCCUGGGAAUGAAGACAUUGGAUCCAGAGUGAGUGGCAUGCUUCAUCCAUACCCUCAUUUACAGUAACACAGUCACUCUGUUGCUUUAUUUAGACAUCGGAACAGCAGAGAGGGUAGAGGACAGAUAAAGAGGAUCAACAGUUAAGAAAUUGGUGGCGCAUCAGGGAUUCAUUCUGAAGUAGUCUGUGUUACCUACUAGACUAGACCAAUGAUGGAUACAAACUCUGGAUUGCUGAUGCUAUGUAUUGGCCAAUGAGAGGCUUUGAAGCCACCUGCCACCAUAUUGGUACUCCUCACAAGGAGCAGUCCUCCAUAGGAAUGAAUGGUAUUCUACAGUAUUCCAAUUAAUUGUUUCAAGGACAAAAUUACAUGUAUUUAAGUAUUUAUUUAUUGUAGUGGGGACAUGUAGUAACAGUAGUACUCUCAAAAAAAAUACUUUAAGGUAAAUGUUCAGUUCACGUAAAAUAAUUAAAAAGUAUGUAUUAAGGUGUUUGUAAUAGAAUAUAUUUUUGCAAAAAUGAAGACAUUACUAAAUGCAUUUUUAUAGCUUCUCAAAUAUGUUUUACAAUGGUGGAAGAUUAGAAAAAUGGGUGUACAGGGCUUCAAAACAUUGCCCCCUGUCAGUCACCUGGAUUUCCCAAACUCGGUCGUCCUGACCCCAAGGGGUGCACGUUUUGGUUUUUGCCCUAGCACUACACAGCUAAUUCAAAUGAUCAACUAAUCAUCAAGCUUUGAUCAUUUGAAUUAGCUGUGUAGUGUUAGGGUAAAAUACCAAAAUGUGCACCCCUUGGGGUCAAGAGGACCGAGUUUGGGAAAUCCAGGUCUAGUCUAAUGAUGUGUAUGUACCCUACAUGACUGACAGGGGGCAAUGUUUUGAAGCCCUGUACACCUGAGUUUUGGAAACGCUGGACUAGACCCAGAUCUGGCACUACAGUUGUCCCACAGUUAACGUUUUCUCUCUUUCUUUCCCCUCAUAAAGUGACAUGAAGUACUGUGGUGUCUACGAUAAUGCUCUGGAUAGUAAGAAUUUCAAUGUUGCUAAGGGCUUCAACUACCAUCAAGGACCUGUAAGUAAAUUUAUUGCGGCCCACAUAAACAUUUGUCAGUAGACAGGAACUUUAUGGCGACUGUAUGGUAACCAUAUGGUAACCACUAUGGCAGCGUAUCCCAAACUAGGGGUCGUGAUCCCAUGUGGGGUCGCCUGGUUUGAAAAUGAGGUUGUCAGAGAAACUUGGGUCAUAGAACCGCGGUUAUGUAAGUAACAUCCGACAUCCGCUAAAUGCAGUUGUGACAAAUAGAAUGGUUUCAACUUUUGAACAGUUGGAGCUACCAUGCAUUCAGAAAGUGUCCAGACCCCUUGACUUUUUCCACAUUUUGUUACGUUACAGCCUUAUUCUAAAAUUGAUUAAAUAGUUUUUUUUCCCUCAUCCAUCUACACACAAUACCCCAUAAUGACAAAGCAAUAACCGUUUCUUAUAAAUGUUUGCUAAUUGAUUUAUUUUAAACCCGGAAAUAUCACAUUUACAUAAGUAUUUAGACCCUUUACUUAAUACUUUGUUGAAGCACCUUUGGCAGUGAUUACAGCAUCAAGUCUUCUUGGGUAUGACACCACAAGCUUGGCACACCUGUAUUUGGGGAGUUUCUCCCAUUCUUCUCUGCAGAUCGUCUCAAGCUCUGUCAAGUUGGAUGGGGAGCGUCGCUGCACAGCUAUUUUCAGGUGUCUCCAGAGAUGUUAGAUCGGGUUCAAGUCCGGGCUCUGGCUGGGCCACUUAAGGACAUUCAGAGACUUGUCCCGAAGCCACUCCUGCGUUGUCUUGGCAGUGUGCUUAGGGUCGUUGUCUGAGGUCCUGAGCGCUCUGGAGCAGGUUUUUAUCAAGGAUCUCACUGUACUUUGCUCCGUUCAUCUUUUCCUCAAUCCUGUCUCCCUGCUGCAGAAAAACAUCCCCACAGCAUGAUGCUGCCACCACCAUGUUUUACCGUAGGGAUGGUGACAGGUUUCCUCCAGACGUGACGCUUGGCAUUCAGGACAGACAAUUAAAUCUUGGUUUCAUCAGACCAGAUAAUCUUUUUUUUUUCAUGGUCUGAGAGUGGUGCCUUUGGCAAACUCCAAGCGGGCUGUCAUGUGCAUUUUACUGAGGAGUGGCUUCCGUCUGGCCACUCUACCAUAAAAGCCUGAUUGGUGGAGUGAUGCAGAGAUGGUUGGCCUUCUGGAAGGUUCCCCCAUCUCCACAGAGGAAUUCUGGAGCUCUGUCAGUGACCAUCAGGUUCUUGGUCACCUCCCUGACCAAGGCCCUUCUCCCCCAGUUGCUCAGUUUGGCUGGGUGGCCAGCUCUAGGAAGAGUCUUGGUUGUUUCAAACUUCUUCCAUUUAAGAAUGAUGGAGGCCGCUGUGUUCUUGGGGCCCUUCAAUGCUGCAGAAAUGUUUUGGCACCCUUUCCCAAAUCUGUUCCUCGACACAAUCCUGUCUCGGAGCUCUACGGACAAUUCCUUCGACCUGAUGACUUGGUUUUUGCUCUGACAUGCACUGUCAACUGUGUGACCUUAUAUAGGCAGGUGUGUUCCUUUCCAAAUCAUGUCCAAUCAAUUGAAUUUACCACAGGUGGACUCCAAUCAAGUUGUAGAAAACAUCUCAAGGAUGAUCAAUGGAAACAGGAUGCACCUGAGCUCAAUUUCGAGUCUCUGAAUACGUAUGUAAAUAAUGUAUUUCUGUUUUUUAUAUUUAAUACAUUUGCACAAAUUUCUAAAAACCUGUUUUCGCUUUGUCAUUAUGGGGUAUUGGGUGUAGAUUGAUGAGGAAAUGUUUUCAUUUUAUCCAUUUUAGAAUAAGGCUGUAACAAAAUGUUGAAAAAGUCAAGGGGUCUGAAUACUUCCCGAAUGCACUCUAUAUGCUAUUAUGACCACAUUCCUGAAAGCUUAGACUCUCAGGAAUAUGGACGUUCUUUAUUCCUCCACGAUCCUCACAAGCCAUGCAGGACUCGUUAGAACAGUGGACAGGACCAGGCAUCAAAUCAGACUGGGUAAAAAAUAACAUUGAAAGCAAUGAUGAUAGGGAUUGACAUUAUUGUCUGAAAGGCACUAGCCUAUCGUCAAAAAUAGCCCCAUAGCAUCAAAAAUCCACCAUAUUUUACAGUAGAUCUGGGGUUCUAUUCUGCAUAUGCUUCUGGUUUUCAACACCUAACCCACCACUGGUGUGCUUGGCCAAAGAGCUCUAUUUUCAUGUCAUCGGUUGAUCAGAUGACAUGAAGAAAAAAGCUCUUUGGCCACACGCACACCAGUUGUGGGUUUGGCGUCGAAAAACUGAAGCAUAUGCAGAAAAGUACCUCAAACCUACAGUAAAAUAUGGUGGUGCAUCAUUGAUGUUAUGGGGCUAUUUUGCUUCCACUGGUCAACGGCAUCACGAACUUUACCAAGUACCAGGAGAUUUUAGCCAAAAACCUGGUUGCUUCUGCCAGGAGGCUGACACUUGGCUGCAAGUGGAUCUUCCAGCAAGACCAUAACCCCAAGCACACAUCAAAAUCCACAAAGAAAUGGUUAAUUGACCACAAAAGCAACAUUGUGCAAUGGCCAUCUCAGUCUCCGGACUUGAACCCUAUUGAAAACUUGUGGUUUGAAUUGAAGAGGGCGGUCCAUAAGAGCAGACAAAGGAUAUCACGGAUAUGGAAAGAUUCUGUAUGGAGGAAUGGUCUAAGAUCAUUUCCAAUGUGUUUUCCAUCUCAUAAAACAUUUUAGAAAAAGGCUCAGUGUUAUCCUCGCAAGGGUAAGGUGCUAGAGUAUUAAACUAUAUUUUUAAGAGUUUUUUUAUUACUUAUUAAAUUCUAUCUCUUUCUCUGAGCAAUCAUAUUAGUAUGAAAUAAUAUAAUAUAUAUUUUUUUUUUUACAUACAAUAUAGCUCAGUCCAAACUAGUACAGGCUUAAUUGAAUGAACAAUAGAAAUGGAAUGCAAUAUGACAUUUUAUUAAAUAGUUUGGAGAAUGGCUGUGUCUCGGAGGCAAAAUAAUCGGAGCCAGAUGAUGUGAUGGCAGGUCUCCCCCAUUGGGAGAAAGGAGUUCCAACGAUGGGCCUUAUAAGGUUAUUAUAGCUGGUGGGGAGGGGAGGGUUCUCAGUAACUUUUGCAAGUUUGACAUUAAUACAUCUGAAUAUUUACAUCCAUUGGUUGAGAGGGAGAAAGGUGAUAAUUGCGAGACUGAGCCCAUAGGUUAAAAAGCAAGCGUGAGUAAUGUGUAUUAUUGUGCCGUGCUCAUAGGUUACAAGGUAAAUAGGUGAAUGACAUUCCCCACGUGGCUAAUGGGAAAGAGAAGGAGAGAUAGACGCUAUGCUGAUGAUAAUGUUUGUAACCUCUAACAUUCCCAAUAUGCACAUAGAAUAGGAAACGAUGUGAAUUCUAUUAUUGUUACGGUGUUAAGUUAAAGUGAGCAUUCAGACCAGCCUUACUGAUUUGAACUUUCUUUCGUAAACUACAUUAUUUGUAUUAUUUAUUUCAUACAGUCUUUUUUUUGCUCAUCAUUAUCGAGGGUGCCACUAAUUAUGGACCUGACUGUACAAUAUUACGUGCCUUUCACCUACACAUAGGGGAGGAACCAGAAAGAUCAGUACUGGAAUUCUUUGUAUUUUGGUUGUUCACAGCAGGCCGACUGCCAUAAAUGCCAUAAAUUAUCUGUCGAUGGGGAGGAACCACAAAGAUCAGUUUAGGCUACUAGAAUUAUACAAAAAAACUAAAUCGCCUGCCAAAUGGUGCAACCUCUGAGCAGUCUUAACUUGUUUGCCUGCUCUGUUCACUUGCCCCGGGCAAUAGGUCAACCCUUAAUGUCAGUACCUGGAUGUUCUUUUCUACACAGAAAGUCAUCAGGUCAACACUGGAAAGUGAUGUUUUCAACUAAAAUCAUGGAAGCGGGGUAUGGAAGAAAUCUUUCCCUAAUGAAAGCAGUUCAGCCAAGCCUGAAUUCAAGCAAUAACGACACAAAGUUUACAAGUGUUUUGUAUUAUAACUGGAUUAUAGCUCCUCUCUAAACGUUGUCAACUCCAUUACUCAAAAGUUACUUCAAUCAGUGAAUGCUAACGAUGGCUAGCUAUUCUACCAGUCUGUCUUAAUGAGUGUUAGCAUGCUAAUAGCACACCAUGUACACAAAAAUGUAUAUUUUUAAGGGGUAUGCAGUAGGUUGAUAACGAUAUCACCAAAGUAUGUUGUAUCAGACAUUUCAAAUAACAUUUCCAGCUAAUGAGGAAACAGUCAUGGUAUUUAAUUUAAGAUAAUGAACAAGAUUUUAAGCAGUAUGAAAACAUUCAUUAACUGUAAGUCGCUCUGGAUAAAAGCAUCUGCUAAAUGAUUACAAUGUAAAUGUAAUUUAACAAGACAUUUGGGCUAAUUUGAAUGGGCACCAACAGCAGAUUGAGGGGACGUUUACAUCCAUAUCACAGUACAACCCACGUGAUUACAUGAAACAUAACUCUGUGAGGGUCUCCUACACAAUUAUUGCUUGAUGAUCUUUUGAAUUUCCCAAUAUGUUUCUGAUGCAUUUCAGCCAUUUCAAGCCAUACUUCCUUCAGCUUUAAGAUACUUUCAAUGUAAUGUCAGACUGAUUUGUAAUAGACUGUCAAGGCCCCAAAUAAAAAAGUAAACAUUGGCUGCUGAUUGUAUCACGAUUUUUGCAUGGUGGGGUCGCGAUUUAUGUAUUUAUAUCAAAAUGGUGUCACGGGCCAAAAAGGUUUGGGAACCCCUGCACUAUGGUAACCAUAAAUGUGUGUUUCCCUCUCUUAGGAGUGGCUUUGGCCAGUAGGCUAUUUCCUACGAGCCAAACUGUACUUUGCCAAGAAGAUGGGGCCAGAGAUAUACGACAAGACUGUGUACCUGGUGAAGAAUGUCCUCUCUAGGCAUAACAUCCACUUGGAGAGGUAAAACACAAGCACAACGACUUGUUAAGUGACUGCAAACACUAUCAUGUUCUUAAUUGUUUUAACUUUUAACUUGUCAUACUUUUUUUUUUAUUGGUUCACUCAAUUUAUAUGAUUGAUUAUAAGUGUCACAUAAUCAAUAUUGUCUUUUAUCACCCACCAGAUCGUCUUGGAAGGGUCUACCUGAGUUGACCAAUGAGAAUGGCCAGUACUGUCCCUUCAGCUGUGAAACUCAGGCCUGGUCUAUCGCCACCAUACUGGAGGUUCUGCAUGAUCUGUAG
This is a messenger RNA of Coregonus sp. 'balchen', 34088 nucleotides long. The record is from the annotation of a GenBank genome assembly. NCBI's taxonomy places the organism in Eukaryota, Metazoa, Chordata, Actinopteri, Salmoniformes, Salmonidae.